Molecule: messenger RNA, 3726 nt
Organism: Lemur catta (Ring-tailed lemur)
Lineage: Eukaryota; Metazoa; Chordata; Mammalia; Primates; Lemuridae
Gene: TTLL6
Product: tubulin tyrosine ligase like 6
Exons: 14
Coding region: 766-2988 (740 amino acids)
Biological process (GO): microtubule cytoskeleton organization; protein polyglutamylation
Cellular component (GO): cilium
Molecular function (GO): tubulin binding; tubulin-glutamic acid ligase activity
Source: RefSeq, a predicted model, not a curated record
CCUAAUUUUCAUUCUAUUUGUGUUUAGAAUGCCUUUUUUUUAAGUGGGUGGGAAGAGAAGAUUUCCUUGUUUUAAGAAAGUGCUUAUUUGUGCUGGGAAUUUAGCACACCUUUGAUAUAACAGAAACCAUGCUGGCUUAUUAGGACCUGACUGCACCUUGUACAUUCCAGUUCUUGUUUAAUAUUUCACCAUGCCUUGCUCCAUUCAGACUGAUUGAUAAAUGAGAGCUUGUCCACUUUCUAAUUCACAGCUUCCCUUAAUGGGGCGAAGGAGGGGGAAGACAAAUAUUUCGGCCAAAAAGAUUUUCAAUUUCUGUCCCUGGUGGACCACUGGAGUAAAAGGACUGAGGCAAUGAUGUUAAUAUAAAGCUACAAGCAAUAUUAGCCAUAAUUGCAGUACAGAAUUUCUACCUCGUGGGCAGAGUAAUAGUCUUUUGAUUCCAUGUUUUCUGCCACUCUGUACCCCUUUGGAUUUGUGCCUUUAGUAAACAGGGACUGUCAAACCAGGCUUCGUGUGGCAGGCUAGGUUUCAUGCAGCCCCACCUGAGACAGGCUGUUUCUGGGUACAGUCCUUUAUUCUGGCAAGUGUGUCUGUCUCUGUCUUGCUGUUUUCCUUUUUCUCUUUUCCAGAUGAUUGGUGAUCAAUUUAUCCAGCUGCCGGUAUGAGAGCGUGCGCAGGGCAGCUCAGCAGUAUGGCCUUAGAGAGGGAGGGGAAAAUGAUGACUGUACUCUCUACUGGACAGAAGACUCGGUGUCGCUGGAGCGCAUGAUGGAAAUGAAAAGUUACCAGAAAAUCAAUCACUUCCCUGGGAUGAAUGAAAUCUGCCGCAAGGACUUGCUGGCCAGGAAUAUGAGCCGCAUGUGCAAGAUGUUCCCUAAAGAUUUCCACUUUUUCCCUAGGACUUGGUGUCUUCCUGCUGACUGGGGAGAUUUGCAGACCUACAGCAGGUCAAGAAAAAAUAAGACAUAUAUUUGUAAGCCGGAUUCAGGCUGCCAAGGGAGAGGUAUAUUCAUUACCCAGACGGUGAAAGAAAUCAAACCAGGGGAGGAUAUGAUCUGUCAGCUGUAUAUUUCAAAGCCCUUUAUCAUUGAUGGGUUCAAGUUUGAUCUACGGAUUUAUGUGCUGGUGACAUCCUGUGACCCUCUCAGGAUUUUUGUGUACAACGAAGGGCUGGCCCGCUUUGCUACGACCACCUAUUCCCGCCCUUGCACAGACAACCUGGAUGACAUCUGCAUGCACCUGACUAAUUAUUCCAUUAAUAAGCACAGUUCGAAUUUCAGUCGAGAUGCUCACUCUGGCAGCAAGAGGAAGCUGUCCACGUUCAAUAUGUACAUGGAGAAGCACAGCUACGAUGUGGAGCGGAUAUGGAGGGACAUCGAGGACGUCAUCGUCAAGACGAUCAUCUCGGCCCAGCCCAUCAUCAAGCACAACUACCACACCUGCUUCCCCAACCACACUCUCAACAGCGCCUGCUUCGAAAUCCUGGGCUUUGACAUCUUGCUGGACCGCAAACUCAAACCCUGGCUGCUGGAGGUCAACCACUCUCCAAGCUUCUCCACCGACUCCUGGUUGGAUAAAGAGGUGAAGGACAACCUGCUGUAUGACACCUUCGUUCUGAUCAACCUGAGAAGCUGUAACAAAAAGAAAGUCUUGGAGAAGGAGAGACAACGAGGGCGGUUCCUGCAGCAGUGUCGUUCCCGGGAGAUCAGAAUUGAGGAAGCCAAGGGUUUCCAGGCCUCGUGGUUACAGAAAACUGAGAAGUACGAGAAGGAAAACUGUGGAGGGUUCCGGCUGAUUUAUCCCAGUCUGAACUCGGAGAAGUAUGAGAAAUUUUUCCAGGACAACAGCUCCCGCUUCCAGAAUACUGUUUCGUCCAGGGCUCGGGAGGUGUAUGCCCGGCAACUGAUCCAGAAGCUGAGACUGAAACAGGAGAAAAAAACCUUCCAGACCAAGGAGAGGAAGGUAGAGAUGCCGGGAGAAUUGGCAGGCGAGCAGGCCAGAGGCAACGGUGCGAGGACCUGGCGACAGAAGCAACAGAAACGAGAGGCUGCCACCCACAGCACCUCCAAACAAUACUCCCAGCCGUUGACAUUAGUGUCCUGCACACCUGACUUGCUCUUGAGUGUCAGAGAUGAAAAGAAAAAUGAAACAGACAGCAGCCUCGACCAGGAGGCCCCCAAGGAGGAGGCUGAUCCUCUUCCCCCAAAGCCUACAUCUGCAAGGCAGUACAGAUCUGUACCCAACCUGAGGAAUUCAAGUCUCAGCUGCUCCAGGCUGGAGUUCGGUAAACCCAACCCCCAAAUCAAGGAGGCCAAGUCUGCCACUGCAGUGAACAUAUGCACUGGCAUCAUGCCCUUAACCUCAGUAGAAACCUCCCCAGAAUCCACCACCCAGAUCUCAGCCUCCCCAAAGUCUCUGCAAGCCUGGUCCACAUCCGCCAGCUCUGAGUGCAGCAGCCCAGAGAUUGAUGGGAUGGUCUCCUUUAAACACAACCAGCAGCAGAUCUCCCAGCAGUGCAUCCAGGAAAAAAUCCCAAAAACUUCUCUGUCUACAAAAUCCCUUAGCUUCUCAGGUCGUCUGAACCCAAGCUGGGUGUCACUAAAGAAUGACAUGAAGAAGCAGCAGCUGAUGUCAGAACUAUUCACCAACGUUCACCCGAGGAGGAAGCUGUCUGUGUUUCCAGCUCACUACGACACAAAGCUGGUGGCCAGUAACCAGUCACAAAACUCCUCCCUGCCCAUGGAUUGUUACUUCCACAGCCACAGCUCUGGUGAGAAGAGGCAGCUGGAUGUGCCCUCCCUCCUCCUUUUGCAGAGUCCUCAAAGCUACAAUGUUUCUCUGAAUGACCUGCUGGUGGCCACUCCAGCCCGCCUGGACCCGAGGCCCAGCAGAAGCCAUACAGGUGCUGUGAGGGACCUGAGGACACAGGAUCGGGAAGCAUGCAGCCACUGCCUGAUCUCUGGCCACAAAGGAUGUGAGAGGAACUAGAACCAGGCUGUAUCUCUGCCAUUUUUUCCUUCCUACCUCUUACUCACUCGCAGGAAAUGAUUUGUCUCUUCCCACGGUAUCUCCCAUGUUCACAGAAUCGACUGAAAGUUUCAUUUCCUCAUCUAGAUGUCUUGAUCUUACAAAUAUCUCCCAUCAGCAGCACUGAGGCUAGCAGCCUUGCCUCUGUGCCCACCCAGUUGGCCUACAGUGCUACCAGACUGCAACUUCUGCGCGUUGAUGGGUGCUGCCCCAAGACUCACCCUGGUUGCCCUACCUGUGGCUCUUCUCUGGGUCCCUCAUAUGGCACCACCAUCCAGAACAUUUCCCCGGUAGGAAUCAUGUUUCAGAGAUGGGCUCAUGAUUUCCAGGAGUCCAAAGCCCUCAGGUCACUGCCAGGACUGUGCCAGUUAAGCCUUCAUCUCCAAAGAUAAAACACAGGGACAGGGCUGGACAUGAUGGAGAACUCUGAGCCCUGGAUGAGGGAAUUGAGGCACUUGCAACUUCGCCGGGUAAAGACCAGACCUCCUCCCACUCUAGCGAGCCCAAAGACCUGCCACCUUGGUGCCCAAACAUCUUCCCGCUACCUCCCUUGCCAGCCCAACUCAAUCUCGCCAGCAAAGGCAGAGGUGAGGCAAGAGUAUCCAGCCUGAAGGUCUUUCUUCCGUCGACAUGCAGAAACCAUGCACCACCCCCCCGUGUCCAUUAAUAAAAUAAAUUGCCAUGCUCAAUGCUGGGACG